CGUAACCGACGUAACACAUUGGCUUUAUCAGUAAAGCUACACAAACUAACGGGCAAAGAGGCGCGUUGAACUCUAGGUUUCUGACUCCGGGGCGAUUUACUUUCCAAAUGCGGCGCCGGUUUAAUAAAAGGUGCGGAGGGAAACGUUUUAUUAUGUGACUCAAAGAAGCAGUUUGGCUUGUAGCGGUAGCUUAAACUAGGCGGUAGCUAGAAUGCUAAUGUCCACCCCGGGCCAAUAGCAGGAGCCGCUGUUAGCUAACGGAAACGGUAUGUCCGCUGACCCAGCGGCUGCCAGCUGGAGUAGAAGCUGCCGCUUCUUUCGCCUUAUUUACUACGCAUGCAAGUUGUCCUAUUAGGUUUCUGGUUUAAUUUAUUGGAAACAGUGAAAACUCAUUUUCUACGCCGUUCUUUUACUGCGUGGAAUAAUAAAAUUAUUCCAGAAUGGGAAUGUGCUUACCGUGCCUUGGUGGAGCCGCGGACGACGUUGUUGUCACCCCGGAUCCUGAGACGAGGAGACAACAAUUGGCUGAAGCCGCUGAGAAGAGACAAAAAGAGACAGCGUACAGGGGUGUCAAAAAUCCAGAAGCAGUUGAAAGGAAAAGAAAGAAACAGGAAGAAAUUGAGAAACAGACGAUGACCACGUCUGUGUCUGGUGGUGGUGGACUGAAGUGGCAGGUUGGAUGAAGUUCCUGAUGGAGAAGUUGGACUUAAAAUGUCCAAAUCUAGUCUGUCUGCUGGAUUACUUGAAAAAGUUGGAACUGCUGCCCAGUUGAACUUUUUUUUUUUUUUUUUUUUUUUUUUUGCUUGAUUGUUUGUUACAAGCAUUGAUAGUCAUCAUAUCAGUCAGAAAACUAAACCAUAUUUGCCAAGUUAUUAAGGACAGGUUAGGACGUUUGAACAGGUUGAGGAUGAGACAUUACUAUUCAAUCUUCUGAUUAAACAUGGCAAUAUUAGUAACAACAAUACCUGCGAUUAAACAGGGCUCAUCAUUUAAAGAAAACGAGUCAUCAGUUUUAGAGAUCGUAGUUUAUUUUUUGUAAUUUUCUUCUGUAAUUAAGAUGUUUUUUUUCCCCUCAGUCCUGAAGAAGGUUUAGGUCAGAGCUUCUUGGUAACAUAAUAACUUGCGCAAACGCGAGUCUAUAAAAGCUGAGCUGUGUGUAUUUGGUGACUUGGGCAUGUUGGUGACAUUCACAGUGGAUAGGCCACUGACAGACAUCACCUUUCUGUUAAGGAACACAAUUCACGAUGUGUUGGACUUUUUAAUUUCAUUUUUUGCACUGGAUUGUGGGGACAAACAUGUUUUCAACUCUGCUGAUGACAUGAUUUAGUUGAACACUUCAGUUGUUCUGCUGACCACAUUCAGCCACGAUCUGAUGAUAUGCAUCAAUGACAAACAGGCCAAAAUAUUUCCAGACCAGGCUCGCCCUCAUCACCCUUGUGCAUGUGACCUACGGCACUUUAUAAAUCAGUGAUAAUCCUGCUCUUUUGCACUGGUUGAAUUUCUUCAUUUGAAUUUAACUGUAAAGCACUAAUAUGAUUUGGUUUAAUUUAAGAACUAGUAUUACUGUUUGUUGAAUGAAUAUGCCACAACUCAUAAUUCUUCAGUAAUUUAUUUUCUUCUUUCACAGUUUUUUGGAGACUGCAGCUUUGCCUUUGUACUCUCACAUAUGGUGCUGGAUGACAAUGUAGUGAAUAUUCUUCAAAGUGCUUAACUUAACUGAGAUCUUUUCUUAAAACUGCAUGAUCCUCAAAAGCUUCUGGUGCUCUUGCCAUUUUGUAGGAGAAAGAGUAUAGCCAAUGGUGUUGCUACAGUUAAUAAAGCACAUUUCUGUUA
Messenger RNA from Poeciliopsis prolifica (blackstripe livebearer), 1833 nucleotides. It is a transcript of the gene svip, whose product is annotated as small VCP interacting protein. The coding region runs from base 441 to 683 and encodes 80 amino acids. The transcript is spliced from 4 exons. Lineage: Eukaryota; Metazoa; Chordata; Actinopteri; Cyprinodontiformes; Poeciliidae. The record is from RefSeq and is a predicted model, not a curated record. Gene Ontology annotation, cellular component: endoplasmic reticulum membrane. Gene Ontology annotation, biological process: negative regulation of VCP-NPL4-UFD1 AAA ATPase complex assembly; positive regulation of autophagy; negative regulation of retrograde protein transport, ER to cytosol.